AUUACAGGAACUUACCUUAAGUAAAAGGCGAUGUCUGACCCGACUUCUAGUGAGGAUGAAGGUGAUUUCUGUAGUUCAAGGUCAGGAGGUCAUUCAGGUCAAAGGUCACCAAUGUCAAAUGGUCAUGUCAACUCUCCAUCCCGGGUAAACACUAGCAGGGGCGGCAGCGUGAACUCAGGAUUAGACCUGACUAAAAUCUGCAGAGAUGAGGAGGAUACUCGCCUCUUAGCCAGAUUAUUGAAAUGUAGCAAAGGAAAGGAGGUAGUUUCUGAGUUAGAGGAAAGACUGUGCUGUAAAUUACACAUCAAGUACAAGACAAAGCCUAAACGUCGCUUAGUAACGAAACGUCCAAGGUCACGUCGAUGUCAACCACAAGCGGGAUGUCAAUCCUUACCCGUCCGGCUUUUCGGAGGAAGAGGUGCAUCGGUAUCAGAAACUCCAGAUUAUAGGUCAACAUCCACAAUCAUUAACAACGUGGAGGUCAAGGUCAAACAGGGUGACAUCGCCAAGGAAACGGCGGACGUCAUUGUCAAUGUGGUGGGACCAGACCUAGAUUUUCAGAAGAGCCUCAUUUCCAAAUCUCUUUGUAAGGCUGGAGGAAACACUCUGAUUAAGGCUUUGAAAGAUUCUAAAACAAAGCUUGGCAGCUCCCGGAUCAUUACAACCGUCGGUGGAAACUUAAAUUGUCAAUUUGUGUUUACACUGAUCCUUCAUCCUUGGUCAGACGUGAACGCCCAAAAGGAAUUCCCUCAGAUCGUGGAUGAGUGUUUUCAGCUGUGUAUUCAGAGUGGAAUGAGUUCCAUAUCGCUACCACUGUUAGGUUGCGGCCGGAUGUUGCAGUAUCCAAUACAGACGACAGCUGACGUCAUGGUGCAGAGCGCCUGUAAAGCUCUAUCUAAAGGCGGACUCCAGGGAAUAACUUUCGUUCAAUAUAGUCCACCAGAAUACGACGCCAUGACACAAGCGCUGAGUCAGAAUAGUGGCGCGACAGGUGGCACGGGGGCCAAUGGUGAAGGUGACAGCGACGAUGGGGAUGUGAUAGGUUGCUCUAUAUCUGUGUCGACGUUUUCUAAAACAAGACCAAAUGUUGCGUCUCGGAUUAUUUCGGGAAUUGAGGACAGAUUACUGUGCACCGAAACUAUUCAAAAUCCCCAAAAUAAAUGUUUACCACUUCGAAUCAAGGGACGAAUUCACGAGGUUGCAUCAAAGAGAGGACAGUGGCAUAUAAAACUCGACAUAGAUCAGAAGACAGGUAAUAUAGAGUUAAAAGGUGAAAGGGAUUACAUUAGAAAGUGUAAACAUGAAAUAAUACCUCUACUGUCUGGAACUGUGAACACUUCUGACCAGCUUAAAUGUUCGCCCGAGUUUUGGUCUAGUCUUGCCCACGAGUACACCCAAACUCCGCCAUAUUGGUCACAUUUUCCGAAGUGUCGCCCUAUGCCGGAGGUAUUUAAAUUAUUCCAGGCCAAUCGUCAGCCGAUGGUGGUCCCGGUAGAUAGAGAUACUGACGCUGCAGUCAGGAGUCUCGUUCACAGCACGUGGCAGAAAGAAAAUGUAGGUCAAGGACGAGAUGCGGUGGGUUUGUCUCACACGUCCCUCAAGAUCCAUAAGGUAGAAAGGAUAGAAAAUCUAGGACUUUUCGCAAAAUACGCCAUCAAGCGUCAGGAAUUUUUCCGUGCUCUCUCGGAUGAUGAAACGUAUCAUUUUCCAAAAAUUGAGGAUGUUUUGCCCACAGGCAUGCCGAUGCAGUGUAGAGGACCAAUAGAUACCUAUACAAAGUUAACAAAACCCCUUAAAGAAGAAAUCUUCCCAGAAAUUAAUGAGCAUUACCUUUUUCAUGGGACCAAACCAGAAGUUUUACAGACUAUUAUUCAUCAAGGCCUGGACUUCAGAAUGAGCAGUGAUAAAGCUAUGUUUGGUAUGGGAAUUUAUGGGGCUGAGAGUUCUACAAAAGCGGACCAAUACGUAGACGCCAAAACCAACAGAACUCCUGGAACGAAGAAAAUGCUUUUGAUGCGGAUGUUGCUUGGAAAAUCGUACAUUUGUCUGGACCCAAACCCCAAAAAGUACAGACGCCCCCCAUGCACUAGUUCCGGUUGUCGGCGUGACGACUGUGUCGAUAUGCAUGACCGGUUCGACAGCGUCAUUGGAGACGGACAGUGGUUAUUCCGGGAAUUCGUGGUGUAUGCUGUUGAUCAGUGUUAUCCGGAGUUUAUCAUCACUUACGAAAGAAAAUAAGGAUAUGCUCAUUUGCAAUCUUUCUUUCCAAGUGGUUCUAGAGAAAAGGAUUUUUAAAAGGUGUUACCAAACAAAUUCAAAAUUAUCUCCCCUUGAAAUAGAGCUUAGCAUUUCAUGUGAACAAACUUAAAUAUCCUUUAUCCGAAAACGCUUUGUGGCAAGUUGGAGUCGAAACUGUGAAAAGUUUAUAGACGACGGACAGACAGACGCCGGGCGCUCUUUAAUCUGGCAGAUACUCCUGUAAGCUCACUUGCGGGAUUGGCUUAAGGUAGCUAAAAAGGGAGUACAACACAAUGUUUGCAAAAUAUGGUUCAGCGCAAUCAUUGUAAAUGGUGGAUUCUGGAGAUUUUACCACAAACCCAGACAUAUUUGAGGAAGUUUUUUUUUUUAGGGAUAAGCAGUCUUCCUGAAAUAGAAUCAUGAAAAGUUCUAAAUAAAAGUAGAAAAUC
Molecule: messenger RNA, 2687 nt
Organism: Saccostrea cuccullata (small rock oyster)
Lineage: Eukaryota; Metazoa; Mollusca; Bivalvia; Ostreida; Ostreidae
Product: protein mono-ADP-ribosyltransferase PARP14-like
Exons: 10
Coding region: 31-2238 (735 amino acids)
Biological process (GO): negative regulation of gene expression; protein poly-ADP-ribosylation
Cellular component (GO): nucleus; cytoplasm
Molecular function (GO): NAD+ poly-ADP-ribosyltransferase activity; NAD+-protein mono-ADP-ribosyltransferase activity; transcription corepressor activity
Source: RefSeq, a predicted model, not a curated record